GCCGUUCCUCUAGAAGUGUACGAGGCUGAGUCGCGAAGACUGAGCAAUCUUGAAGCCAACGAACUGAAGCUGACACAACGUGUCGAACAACUUAAGGAGGUUGCAUUCAUUGCGGCCAACCAGCUUCAGGCGAUGGAGGCUGAGCAGUCGGCACGGGACACCGAAGUGGCAGGUCUCCGCCAACAGUUGAUAGAAAUGGAGGCGAGCAGCGAUGAUCGGGCAGAUCUGGGUCGUCUGCACCGCCAUCUGAUUCGCUUGCAGGUCUUAUCGUUAGCAUUAUCCCUUGCCGACAGGCCAAGUUUUUCACAUUGUGACACAAAGGCCAACAUCUGCGGCCUCAAAUGUGCUAUAAGGCGACAUGGGAACUCUGAAAAAUGGAAUAAAUGGAAAGAGAAAACGGAGUUAGAGAUAUCUGAGGCGACAGCAGUUCGUCGUUUGGCCACUGCCCAAACACAUGCUGGCCGACUGGAGGCUACAGCACUAAGACUGGAGCGUCGAUUAGACGACGCUGAUGCCGAGAUGGUCCGUCAGCGACAGAGAGCCAGGCUCAAAGGGCGACGACUUCGGGAGACCAUCGAUGCAAGUUAA
Molecule: messenger RNA, 588 nt
Organism: Protopolystoma xenopodis
Lineage: Eukaryota; Metazoa; Platyhelminthes; Monogenea; Polystomatidea; Polystomatidae
Source: the annotation of a GenBank genome assembly